AUGGAUCUUCUCAGCACUUUAUUCGACGUUUUGUUUCUUCUCGGAGCUAUCUACUUUUUCCCUCGUAAUCUUCCCAAUACACCAGCACCUAUUCAAAUAAUCCCUUCUCCACUCCCAUCAGCUCAUUCUUCUCUUCCUUCCCCUUUACCUUCUCCUCGUCCUAUGGCGACUUUAGAAGUACCUAAAAUCACUUUUUCUCAAGAAGGACUCAAGAAAAGGGAAAAACGUAAAUCCAAAUCUGUCAGUUUCUCAAUUUCUUCCCUUGAUGAAAUCAUCGACAGUGGAGAAAAAAAUAAAGGGAAACGUCCUCCUACUCCAUGGGUUAGAGGACCUGUAAGUCCCAGUGCUAGAGAAGAGAGUGUACCCGGUACUCCGUUGACACCUUUGAGUCAUUCUUAUGAGGCUGUGGAUCCUAUGGGGGUGAAAAAAGGUUGGUUGAUGCCUCGUUAG
This is a messenger RNA of Tremella mesenterica DSM 1558, 450 nucleotides long. RefSeq lists its product as uncharacterized. The coding region runs from base 1 to 450 and encodes 149 amino acids. Lineage: Eukaryota; Fungi; Basidiomycota; Tremellomycetes; Tremellales; Tremellaceae. The record is from RefSeq and is a predicted model, not a curated record. The transcript has a single exon.